Molecule: messenger RNA, 858 nt
Organism: Cordyceps militaris CM01
Lineage: Eukaryota; Fungi; Ascomycota; Sordariomycetes; Hypocreales; Cordycipitaceae
Product: alpha/beta hydrolase fold-1
Exons: 1
Coding region: 1-858 (285 amino acids)
Source: RefSeq, a predicted model, not a curated record
AUGGCCGCGCCUGCAGCAGCACCAGUCUCUACCACAACGGAGCUAGCAUUUGCCUCGUGGAAUGAAGAAAAGCCUACGACUAUUGUACUUCUCCAUGGAGGUUUCACCUGCCGUCUCGAGUUUGACCUCGUCAUCCCGCAUCUCUCCGACUUCCAUGUCCUCGUUCCCGACCUCCCUCUGCAUUCCGCGUCACGCCAUGUGAAGCCAGGAACAAUCAACAAUUCGGCUUUCUUAGUCGCACAACUAAUCCAGUCGCAUGCCCAUGGCGGAAAAGCCCACGUCGUUGGCGUUUCCAUGGGUGGCUACGUCGGCCAGUGCCUGGCACUCGAGCUGCCUGACAUUGUCCUGUCGCUCUUCGUUACCGGUGCUGCUCCCCUGGCUGGAAAGCGCUUGUUCAAGGCUCGCUGGCCACGGCUCACCUAUCUCACCAUGCUGUUUAUGCUCAAAGUGAAGCCCAUCUCGGAAUAUCGCGCGCGGAGCUUAAAACAGGGCGUGGUGCUGAGCGAGCAGCUGCUCAUGGAAAUGAGGGACAAUGUUACUUGGGAUGUCGUCAGAGAUAUGUUCCCGUGGAUUUUGGAAUUUGAACUGGAUCACGUGUUUGCCUUGCAGGUGCGAGUCCUCUUGAUUGCGGGUGCGAAAGGAGAUAAUGUGCCCAUCAUGGAACGAACGGCCGAGGCGCUGAUGAGCAGAAGAACCAUCUACAAUGAGGCGUGGCCCGAGGAUGGUUCGGGAGCAGUCCUGAUAAGGGACGCAACGCACGGGUGGGAUAUGCAGUUCCCAGAGCUCUUUGCUCAGGGCGUAUCGGCUUGGGUCUUGGGAGAGGACUUGCCCAAGGAGUUUGAGAGACUGUACCUGUAG